UGAGAGCGAGCGAUCUGCCGUGCUUUCCCCUCCUCCCCGGCUGGGAAAAGGGGGUGUCCCUGCCUUCCAUGAGGGGAAUUGUGUGUCCCUUCACCUCCCCUGACCCUCAGUCCUGCGGCAGUAAUCCUGAUGUUAACUAUUUCACCAUUGAAUCAUUGUACCAGUAAGAAGCAGAUAAUGACACCAGAACAGAGUCCAGUGAAUUCCCUCAUCGACAGGACCAUCAAGAUGAGGAAGGAGUCUGAAGCUCGGAAAGUGGUCUUGGCCUGGGGACUCCUUAAUGUGUCUGUUGCAGGCAUGAUAUAUACUGAAAUGACUGGAAAACUUAUAAGCUCGUAUUACAACAUCACAUACUGGCCACUCUGGUAUAUUGAACUUGCACUUGCAUCUCUGUUCAGCCUGAAUGCCUUAUUUGAUUUCUGGAGGUACUUCAAAUACACAGUGGCACCGAUGAGCUUGGUCAUGAGUCCUGGCCAGCAGACCCUGCUGGGGUUGCAGAAUGCAGCGGUACAAACAACUCCACCACGUGAGCUGGCAACAAAGAAAGUCCCGUCUUCGACACCUUCUCCUCCGAUCCAGGGUCAAAGCGUGUUGAGUUACAGCCCGUCCCGCUCCCCCAGUGCCAGCCCAAAGUUUACUACCAGUUGUAUCACAGGGUACAGCCCUCAGUUACAGGCUCUGUCAAGCAACAGCACUUCUUACGGCAGUGCUGUAACCUACUCACCAAGCAGCAGCUACAACAAGGCUUCCAGCUUCAGCCCCUCUCCUGGUGGAUCACCGUACCCUAUGAGUAUUGGACCAGUGGAAAGCGGCGGGCUAAGGUCUCGUUACCGCUCUUCACCCAUUCACUAUAAUUCUCCCACUGGCAAAGAAGACUAUAUGACAGAGCUCAAGUCACUGGACACCUUCCUUCGAAACGAAGAAGAGAAACAGCACAGAGUUCAACUAGGAAGUUCAGAUUCCAGUUCUCCUUCCAGCAGCCCAACUUUUUGGAACUACAGCCGUUCCAUGGCAGACUACGCACAGAUGCUGAGAAAGUUUCAGUAUCAGCUGGCUUGCAGGUCCCAGGCUCCAUCUGCACACAAGGACGAAGCUGAUCUGAGUUCAAAACAGGCUGCAGAAGAGGUCUGGGCACGGGUGACAAUGAACCGGCAGCUCCUUGAUCACAUGGAUUCCUGGACCGCUAAGUUCAGAAAUUGGAUUAAUGAGACUAUUCUGGUGCCACUUGUCCAAGAGGUCGAGUCUGUGAGCACUCAGCUGAGAAGAAUGGGGUGUCCAGAAUUGCAGAUCGGAGAAGCCAGCAUCAGCAGUCUGAAGCAGGCAGCGCUCGUUAAAGCUCCGCUCAUUCCAACCCUGAAUGCUAUAGUGCAGUAUUUGGAUCUUACACCAAACCAGGAGUAUUUGGUCGAAAGAAUCAAAGAGCUUUCUCAGGGAGGAUGCAUGAGUUCAUUCCGAUGGAACAGAGGAGGGGAUUUCAAAGGCCGCAAGUGGGACACCGACUUGCCCACUGACUCCUCUAUCAUUAUGCACGUAUUCUGCACUUACCUCGACUCCAGGCUGCCACCUCACCCCAAGUAUCCCGACGGCAAAACCUUCACUUCCCAACACUUCAUUCAGACACCAGAUAAACCAGACACUUCAAAUGAAAACGUGUUUUGCAUCUACCAAAGCAGCAUCAAUCCGCCCCACUACGAGCUGAUCUACCAGCGCCAUGUCUACAACCUACCCAAGGGCAGAAACAACAUGUUCCAUACCUUGCUUAUGUUUCUGUAUAUCAUAAAGACAAAAGAAUCCGGCAUGCUGGGGCGUGUCAAUCUUGGUUUAUCGGGAGUCAACGUUCUGUGGAUUUUCGGAGAGUAACAUCUCCAGCGGGAUGCCGAUUCAGAGGAACGAUGCUCCUCUGGCAAGAUGAACUGGGC
Haliaeetus leucocephalus (bald eagle) is the source of this 1919-nucleotide messenger RNA. RefSeq names its product transmembrane protein 209 (gene TMEM209). The record is from RefSeq and is a predicted model, not a curated record. Lineage: Eukaryota; Metazoa; Chordata; Aves; Accipitriformes; Accipitridae. The transcript is spliced from 16 exons. Gene Ontology annotation, cellular component: membrane. The coding region runs from base 130 to 1860 and encodes 576 amino acids.